AUGAAACUGGUAGCGGGGAGAACCGAGAACUUGGACCUGUUCAUAAAUGAUCCAAUUCAGACGGAAAAUGAUAUUCUGUCCAACGGGAUGGACGACACAUUUGAUGCAUCGAUUAGUAUAAACGUUGGUCAUCACGCGAUUUUGGGAACCCACGAGCAGGCUAUGCAAUUUCGUCAAUUGGAACCGGAAGAAGCCAAGGCCCGUUUGGCCCGUCUGAUAGAACGUAUGGACGCGGACAAGGAUGGGGUGAUCAGUAAGGAGGAGUUGAUCAACUGGAUUGUGCAUUCAUUUGAGUUGCUCGAUUUAGAAUCCGCUCGGCAACGGUUGAAAAGCCAUGACGAGAACGCGGAUGGACUGGUUAGCUGGGCUGAAUUCUUGCACAAAGUUUACGGAUAUUCCGAACAGGAAAUGGAAGAUUUGAAGAAAACCGAGGGACCCGAAAUACAGGCAUUUGUACAGUCCGUACAACAAGAGAAAGUGAAAUUCGAUUCAGCCGAUUUGGAUAAAAAUGGCCUGCUGAAUGAGACCGAGUAUGCGGCUUUCGAAUACCCGCACAACUACCCGCAUAUGGCCCCGUACGAGAUCAUUCACACACUGAAAGACUUCGAUCGAGACAAAGACGGACUGAUCAGUGAGGAAGAGUAUUUGCAAGACAUUCGAUUUCGUUCGUUCUCUGCAGACAAAAUGCAACCCGAGGCUCUGGUCAUCGAGAAGGCCAAUUUCAAACGGUACGAUAAAAACGGAGAUGGCAAACUGGAUCGCGAGGAACUGGUGGAUUGGGUUACUCCUGGUUUUCGGAGAACGGCCACAAGUGAAGCGGAACAUUUGCUCAUGGAAACGGACCAGAACAAAGAUGGGAAGCUUUCGAAGGAUGAAAUCUUGAAACAACAUGAGCUAUGGGUUGGAAGUCAGGCAACAGACUAUGGCCGACAUUUGGAACAGAUGCCACGAGACGAGCUAUAG
Messenger RNA from Echinostoma caproni, 963 nucleotides. The record is from the annotation of a GenBank genome assembly. NCBI's taxonomy places the organism in Eukaryota, Metazoa, Platyhelminthes, Trematoda, Plagiorchiida, Echinostomatidae.